AGUCGGUACCCGCACUUAUAGCCAUUCCUGGAUACAGGCAACAUAUUCACACCAGUCGAUGCUUCACUACUCAUAUUCCCGAAACUUUAUAUUUUUAUUUCGCGAAUUGGUGGAUACAUUUUUGUCUGAUUUAUAAACCAGUAGUCAGUAUGUUCAGCUGUUCUAUAUGCGACCACAGGAAGAGUGUACUGAGCACUGAGCCGGAAUACGAGUUCCGGCGCCGGAAGAGAAACUCUGAAGAGAUGGAACUUUACGGGGUCUCGAACUAUUGCAGUGAAUGCCAGUUGGUCACCUUCUUUGUCAAUCUCGUAAACUUUGAAGGCCCUCUACGAGGAUCAUUGAUGUGGAAGAUUCUAUGGGCUGCUGCAGAAAAUGUGGGGAAAAUGCCGUUGCAGAAAUCGCAGGACACGGGGGUCCAAACGAGAGCUCUAGAGAUCGACAACCCAUUCGUGAUUGUUAUGGCGCCGCCAGCGUCCCGGGAGAGGGUUGGCUAUCAGGAAAAAGAAGCAGAAGAAUCCUCUGUUGGUUUCAGCGAAACCGAUACGCAGUUCGAUAGGGUCAUACAAAACAUUCUGAACACAUCCUCUGACACCGAUUCAGUUAGCUCCCACAAGGUCGAGGAACUAACGGUGCUCUAUCGGCGCCAACCGGAGACAAAACCAGAUUACUAUAGCUCCACGUGCAGGUCGGCUGGAGUGGACCACGCCAGUGCCCGUCGCAUUCCCCCAGCAUUACCCCAUCUGCAGUGCCAAAUGAAUAAGAAAAUGAAGCGACUGGAGGAGCUAGUCACCGUUGGGCGUCGUCUCGAGGACAAAACCACAAAGCUUCGCAUGGAGAUGGCGGCCCUGGAGAUGCAGAAGCAACAGGAAGAGAUCUCGGAGUGGCAACGGGAGGCUGAUAGCGCUUUGGCCAGCGAAAGCUCGUGGUGGGGCGCCGAGAACCUGAAAACGGUUUUCGGUAAGUGGUGUCCGGAGCGAAGGGACAAGAUCAUGGAAGACCAGGCAAACUUUCUACUGCAGGCCCUCGCGGAGCAGAGUGGAACCAAGGAUAGGGAAAGCGACACAGAUCUUCGCUCACUAAAAGAUGGGAAGACGGAAACUAAGGUACAAGGCACCCACAAAUAUAGGAGUGGAGAGAACGAUCCUCGCUCACGAAAUGAUCAGGGUGCAGUAGGGGAUAGUCGCUCACUAAAAGAUCAUGAUGGAGUAAGGGAACAUUGUUCAAAAAAAUACCAAAAGGAUAAGCGUGCACUCAUGGAUCGUAGGAAAACAGACAACGAAGACAAUUGGUCUAUGCAGAGUCAAUACAUAGCAUCUAUGCAAGCGGAGAAAGAUCAGAGUGAAACUAGCGAUAAUCGCUCACAUGGAGACCAGAGUGAAACUAAGGAUCAUCGUUCACAUAGAGACCAGAGUGAAACUAAGGAUAAUCGCUCACAUAGAGACCAGAGUGAAACUAAGGAUAAUCGCUCACAUAGAGACCAGAGUGAAACUAAGGAUCAUCGUUCACAUAGAGACCAGAGUGAAACUAAGGAUAAUCGCUCACAUAGAGACCAGAGUGAAACUAAGGAUAAUCGCUCACAUAGAGACCAGAGUGAAACUAAGGAUCAUCGUUCACAUAGAGACCAAAGUGAAACUAAGGAUAAUCGCUCACAUAGAGACCAGAGUGAAACUAAGGAUAAUCGCUCACAUAGAGACCAGAGUGAAACUAAGGAUAAUCGCUCACAUAGAGACCAGAGUGAAACUAAGGAUAAUCGCUCACAUAGAGACCAGAGUGAAACUAAGGAUAAUCGCUCACAUAGAGACCAGAGUGAAACUAAGGAUCAUCGUUCACAUAGAGACCAAAGUGAAACUAAGGAUAAUCGCUCACAUAGAGACCAGAGUGAAACUAAGGAUAAUCGCUCACAUAGAGACCAGAGUGAAACUAAGGAUCAUCGCUCACAUAGAGACCAGAAACAUGAGAAAGCACUCAAGGAUAAUAAGGAAACAGAUAAUGAAGAUGAUUCGUCGAUGCAGAGUCUAUACAUAAGAUCUCCGCGAGCAGAGAAAGUGCAUAAAGCAGCUUGGCCAGACACCAACAGCUUCAAGGCCAAUGAACAUCCUAUAAAUCCGUUUGAGAGUCCCAGAGAGAAACCCCAGACGCUACAGAUCUGCAAGAAACCCAUAAACUGUCCCAUAAGCGAUGAGUGCCAGCAACGGUGCGUUAUAUCGGACUUCAGCACUCACGUGCUGUACGAUCAUCAAAACGUGAUGUUGGAGCGGAUCGAUUUGGGGCAGACCAAGACCUUCCACCUGGAUCCGAGGCUCGCGAAAAAGAAUCGGCCCACGUGCCACAUGGUAUACUUUGUCAGAGACAUGAUCAUCGAUCCUCCGCGCGGCAAAAUGCGCGACGUGCUGCCCGUUCUCGUCAUGAGUGCCCGCAUGCAUUCUUGUGAUGUGUCUACUUCCAAGAGCCCGACUAACGAUUCCUGUCUGGAGGACGACACGCUGCAGUUCCUGCUCAUUUGGCUUUGCAGCUUUAAGCCCACCAACGUUCGUGUGGUUGGAACGCUUUCCGUUGAGGCCACGUGCGCCUAUGGACAGGACAGCCUGAUGGUGCGUACUGCUCGGGCCUACGAUAUACGGGCGCCCCAGGACAUGCGCACCAUCUACCGCAGUCCUUCCACCCUGAUCAUGCCCUACGACCUGGUCCGCCGCAUCACCCAGAGAGGCAACCGGUCCCUCAUCGUUAAGGUUAAGAUUGAGUAGGCAAUUAUUUGCGCGAUUUUCUUGUCCUAUUUAAUCCGAAAUGUUAAUGUAUUUAUGGGUUUAUUUGGUUGAGUUUUGGACCUUCAAAAGUGCCCUAAAAAUAAAAAUCUGCAAAAAUCUACAUCCGAUCUAAUUUAUCGCAUUCGACUCAAAAUUUGACAAAUUGCAUCGUCUGGCGCCCAUUGGACCCCUUUGGCGGGGCCACUCC
Molecule: messenger RNA, 2952 nt
Organism: Drosophila miranda
Lineage: Eukaryota; Metazoa; Arthropoda; Insecta; Diptera; Drosophilidae
Exons: 2
Coding region: 150-2744 (864 amino acids)
Source: RefSeq, a predicted model, not a curated record